Messenger RNA from Mobula hypostoma (lesser devil ray), 2006 nucleotides. RefSeq names its product thymocyte expressed, positive selection associated 1 (gene tespa1). The record is from RefSeq and is a predicted model, not a curated record. The transcript has 6 exons. NCBI's taxonomy places the organism in Eukaryota, Metazoa, Chordata, Chondrichthyes, Myliobatiformes, Myliobatidae. Bases 140 to 1258 code for a protein of 372 amino acids. Gene Ontology annotation, molecular function: signaling receptor binding.
CUAAAGUUAGAGGAAACUGCCAGUGGGUGCUGUGAUGCCUAGCGUGUGUCUCUCCGAACUGAGGUAACCGACUGCGAUAGGAAGCCACAUGUUCUCAAGCCAGCUUAAGACGGUGGGGUAAAAUACAGAAGGUGACCCGAUGGAGGGCUCAACCCCUCAACUCCAGUCUUCUUGGGACAAAAAUAUCUCCAGGAAGCGCAGAGCCUGGGCUCAGAGCAGAGGGCAGCGGCAGAAUGUGGAAGAAAACCUCAAAGGCACAGGCUGCAGUGCAGAUGCCAGUUCGAGUGCUGUGAACAGAGCUGAAGAUAACCUGAACACUGGAGCCAAGGGCACUAUGUCACGGAAACCGAGUCAGCCAACGUUAUCAUGUAUCUCUCAAAUACUGGAAUUUUACAAAGAGGAUCCUGAAGAUAUACUGUAUAAUCUUGGCUUUGGAAUGGAAGAGCCGAAUAUUACAGCAAAAAUCCCAUCCCGCUUCUUCAGUUAUACCUCUCAUGCCAAUGGAAUUAACUUCAGGGUCUUUUUAGAAGCUCAGGUGAAGAGACUGGGGGAAGAAAAUCCCAGCUACACACUGGCAAGUCGCUUCAGGCAAAUUGAGGUUCUCACAACCAUGGCGAAUGCCUUAACCUCCCUGUACUCCCGUGUUUCCAAAACACCCGUGACGAAGAUUGGACCUGUCCUCGAGUUUUCCUUCAGUCCUGAUAAAUUCAACAGAAGUCCAGAAGGGAAGCUCCCAGGUGGCAAAGCAGUUCAGAAACUGAGGAAAACAAUUACUAAGUUGUGCUUGUAUGGACCACCCAAGAUGUUGGAAUAUCCAAAACAAAAGGAAGAAUCUGCAAGCAAAACGAGCUCAGGACUGGAACAGUCUCAAGCGUGCACUAUGAAGGCAGACUGGGUGAGGACUGAGCCUAACGGCUCAGGAGAAGUUUGCGAGAAGGCCAUCAGUUCAAGGGACAGUGAAAGGUCAGAGUCUUCUUGCCCGAAGGAGGAAGAAAAUCAUCAAGCCAGCAGCGCCAUGACCAAGGAGGUGUGGAAUGUGGACAUCGGGAGGUCUAAGGUUUACAACAUCAGCACAAGGAGUACUCCACUACUGGAGUCUCCUAAUGAACAGUUGGAGUGUUCUGAUCCUGUGCCAUCACUGCUGGGAAGAGAGGUUGUUUCCAACUCUGGUGGGUCAGACGACCAGCACGUUGAUGCACAGGAGCAACCACAGCAGCUUAAAACAUCACCUGAAAGUCCAGAAUAUUUUGCAAAUUGAUGUUUUGUAGGAACAUUAAACAAGGUAUGAAAGUUGAUCUGUAAUCUUUUGACCAGUCAGCAAUGAGCUUCAUGUGACAAGAAACUAACAUACUUCCCACCAACAGGGAGUCAGAUACAAUGCUGCAUCCCAUUCCUUGUCAUUCUGGACAAAGAAAACUUUCCUUCCAGUACAAAUGAUAAUGCGUUUAUAUAAAAAGGAGACAGAACCCUGCAUGAGAUUUAGGUUUAGUCCUGAAGCAGGCGAAUGGCCUGAGACAAUGACAAUUCUUUUCCUCGCACAGAUGCUGCUCGAGCUGUUGAGUUCCUCCAGCAGAUUGCCUAUUGCUCCAUAUUCCAGCGUCUGCUGUCUCUUGAAUCUUGAUUGUUAAUAAACUAGUUUCCAAGCAGCAAAGGAGGGGGAAUUGACUGGAAUUGGUUUAUUAUUGGUUUAUUUCUUGUCAUAUAUAGUGAGGUAAGUUAAAAAUCUUGUCCUCCACACUGUACAUGCAGAUCAAUUCAUUACAUAUUAUACAGAGACUGCAAAAGAUGACAAUAAUAACAAAAUGCAGAAUAAAAUGCAACAGCUACAGUGAAAAUGCAAUGCAGGUAAACAAUAAAGUGCAAGGUCAAAAUCAGGUAGAUUGUGAGGUCGAGAGUCAAUACUAUUGUACUAAGGAACCAUUCAAUAGUCUUAUAAUAGGAGGUUGAAGCUGUCCUGGAGCCUGGUGAUAUAUGCUUUCAUGCUUUUUUUUAUCUUUUACCUGGUA